UUGUCAGAGGCGCUUGAGGGAGAACUUCCGGGUAGACCAAUAUGGCGGCGGCCAGAGAGCGGCGUGGUGACUAGUGUAGAGAGUUCGAUCUAUAACGCUUCUUAAUCAUGGCUGGGCUCACGCUGUUCGUCCGCGGACUUCCAGAGAACGCCAGCAAUGAGCGCUUGGAACAGAUUUUUAGUGAGAGCGGCCCGGUCAGACAAAGCUUUGUAGUACGCGAGAAAGGUGCAGAAAAAUGCCGUGGCUUUGGCUAUGUCACUUUCUCCAUGGUGGAGGACGCACAGCGAGCAAUGAAGGAAAUAAAGGAGUAUGAGGGGAGAAAAAUUGAGGUACAAGUGGCUAAAAAAAAGCAAGUGGAGAAGAACAAAAAGACAAAAUGUGAAGAGUCCAGUGAAACUACUAAAGAAGUUAAGAAGCCCAAAGAUGCAAGAGGUGCAUACAAAAAGGCCAGGCUUAUUAUCAGAAACCUAAGCUUUCAGUGCUCAGAAGACGAUCUUAAAAAACAUUUUUCUAAUUUUGGAUCUGUGUUGGAGGUCAACAUACCUAAAAAACCAGAUGGCAAGAUGCGCGGUUUUGCUUUUGUACAGUUGAAGAACAUGUUGGAAGCCAGUAAAGCUCUGAAAGGCACAAACAUGAAGAGUAUUAAAGGUCGGACAGUUGCCGUGGAUUGGGCAGUUGCCAAGGAUAAAUAUACAGCAACACAGGAGGCAGCUUCAGCAGUUACAAAUGAAAAUAGCAAGGUACUAGAGGCUGAACAUAAAGAAGAUGAAGAGGACAAGGAGCAAGAGGAUGACAUGGAAACUGAUGAGGAAUCAGAGCAGAAAUCAGAGCGGAAGCAACCUAAAAACCAAAAAAUGCCUGUGAAGACAUCUAAGGUGUCCAGCAGUGAGGAAGAUGAUGAUGAGGAAGAGGAGGAUGAUCGAAAUGAAACAGAUGAUGAUGAUGAUGAUGACGAUGAUGAUAAUGACGAGGAGGAUAUGUCUACAGACUCUCAAGAGGGUAGUGACAUGGAAGAUGAUAUGGAUUCCGAAGACUCUGAAACAGGAACGCAGAAGAAAGGUAAAAGUAAAGAAAAAAAGAACAACAUUCAGCUGCCAUCUGAUGUUAAUGAGGGUAGAACUUUGUUCAUCAGGAACCUGUCAUUUAACUCUGAAGAAGAAGACCUAGAGGAGAUGUUGUUAAGAUUUGGUAACAUUAAAUAUGUCCGGAUAGUGUUGCACCCAGUCACGGAACAUUCCAAAGGUUGUGCAUUUGUUCAGUUUGUGGAAAAAGAAGCAGCCGAGAAGUGUCUGGCAGCUGCUAAUGACGAAUCUGAGAAUGGUGGUCUGAAACUUGAUGGCAGGAAGCUGCUGAUAAAUCCAGCAGUGAGCAGGGAGGAAGCUGUAAAACUACGGGAAAACAAGGUCAAAAAACCCACAGGAACUAGGAAUCUCUACCUGGCCAGGGAAGGACUUAUCCGAGAAGGGACGAAAGCUGCAGAGGGGCUGAGUGCUGAAGAUCUGGCAAAAAGAGCUCGGUUUGAGGAGAUUAAGCGCCAGAAGUUAAAAAGUCAGAAUAUCUUUGUUUCCAAAACCCGUCUCUGUGUUCACAACAUCCCUAAAUCUGUAGAUGACCAGAAACUGCGUCAGCUAUUCCUUACGUCAUCUGGAGGAGGGCACAGUGUCCGGAUCAAAGAGUGCCGUGUCAUGCGGGACUUAAAAGGUAUGGGUGGAAAGCAUAAAGGUCAGUCUCUCGGGUAUGCCUUUGUUGAAUUUCUAGAGCAUGAACAUGCACUGGCGGCCCUGAGAAAUGUCAACAACAAUCCAGACAUCUUUGGUCCAAAAAAGAGGCCAAUUGUCGAGUUCUCCCUGGAAGAUCUGAAUAAAUUGAAGCUUAAAGAGAGAAGGGCACAGCGCAGCCUGGAGGUGUUAAGGCAGAAACAAGCAAAAGCCCAAGCUUUUUGUGAGGCACCGCAAGUUCAGGGAAAUCCUAAGAAGCAGAAAUCAAGAAAAGAUGAAGCCCACUCUGUCCCUCCACAGCCUUCUGCAUGGUCAAAAACUCCCCAAAAUCUUGGUGUGAAAGGCGGAACCAAAGCGGAAUUCAAACCCAAAGGCACCACAGUUGUUAAGCCAACUACCACAAACAAACGAAAAUCUCCAGAGGGAACACAACCUAGUACUGCUGAUAAUGACACGGCAACAAAAGGAAAGACUUCCACAGCAUCUACUCCAUGGUCUGGGUUCAUUACCAAAGAGGAAGUAGAACAACAGGAACUUCCUGAUGGAAAAAAGAGGAGGAAGGUCCUACCUUUGCCUUCUCAUAAAGGCCCCAAAAUCAGGGCACGGGACAAAGGAAAGGUUCAGCAGCUUCCCCCAAAGAAACCCAAAAUGCAGACAAAGAUCCAGAAAGAGAAGCAGCAAAAUGUGAUUACUAAACAGGUUCUGGGAAAGAAAAAGCUGGCCCAAAAAAGCCGUGAAGAAGCACGGUUCAGCCAACUGGUAGAACAGUACAAGCGAAAAAUCAUGGGCAAGCCUGUAGGUGCUGCCCCAGUUAAAAGGAGCAAGUGGUUUGAGGACUGAUUUAGAUUUUUUUCUCACUGAAGCAUUGGAAAUUCCCACAAUAAUAUAUUUGCUUGGUUCUUUGCUCCUGAAUUCAUGUGAGUGCAAAAUGAGUCUGCACACACAACCACUGAAGGCAAACGUUGUACUUUUUAGUAUGUAAUGAAUAUAUUCUGCGCAACAUAGCUGAUGAGAAGGGAUUUACACCAGUAACUAAGGAAACACCUAUAAGCAUGAAACAAACAGCAGCUUUUAAAAUAAGUGUUUGAAGAACUGUUAAUAUCAGUGGAUGGGAUGUUAAAUUUGUAAAUUUUAUGGAGUUUUAUAUGGUAUUGUUUUGCUUCAUUGAAUAAAAAAAUCUUUGCUCCUGGACCACUCCAGGCUGUCUCCAUACCUGACUGUGGCCUGCCAACUAUAUGCUGACUUAUCAGGUUUUGUAUACUUUAGCAAAGUGACUCAUGCCUUGAGUGUUGCUAUCCAAUGAGUAGAUCCUUUGAUCCUUAUGUGGGAAGCCUCUUGCAUGUUUAAAUUGUCUUUUAAACAACCCUAUAUAUUGUUUUAUAGAUAAUUGUAUUUUAUAUAUUUCUUGUAUGGUCUCCAGUGAAUCCAACAGAAUAUCUGCAGCAUGAAAAUACAACAGACUAGCAACAACUGUGGAUAAAAAAUGUUUGGAGUAAAAUGUUUUCAUGCAACUUU
Molecule: messenger RNA, 3233 nt
Organism: Xenopus laevis (African clawed frog)
Lineage: Eukaryota; Metazoa; Chordata; Amphibia; Anura; Pipidae
Gene: rbm28.L
Product: RNA binding motif protein 28 L homeolog
Exons: 19
Coding region: 108-2558 (816 amino acids)
Cellular component (GO): nucleolus
Molecular function (GO): RNA binding; mRNA binding; nucleic acid binding
Source: RefSeq, a predicted model, not a curated record